AUGACCGACAAAGUAUCUCUGACCUUCCCUCUAGUCCUUCUUUCCCUCUCUUUCGCCUUUACGGCAUACCUGAAUCGCCAAGCCAUCAGCCACACCUUGAAGGCCGGCAGCAACUUCCUGUACCGCUGCAUCCAACCUUCUGAGAAGAAGGCUCGACGUAUGGUCCGCAGAAUCGUACAUCGCAUCCGCCGAUGUAUCGUCAGGCGACGCCAACUCGGCAAGGACACGGGAUACGAGCUGGUUGACAUGUCCGGCAACACUGUCGCCGUGUCGAUGUUGGACGACGCGGAGCUCGAGUAUCCAUCCGACUCAGAAUCCUGCAGCGAUGGUACUUACAGCACCAACAGCACCGACAGAACCUACUCGAGCUCGCACGGCCAUGAUACAGUACCCGACAGCGCCAGUAACGACUCGCGGGACGGCGAGAUCUCACCUCGGUACCCAUCACGGUCAACCCACAUGGCAUCCACGCGAAUUUCAAGCUCUGGCCUCAUCAACAUCUCACCUAAGAUCAUGCCUAUGGAGUGGGAGGUCGAGCAUGCGCGCCGUAUGCAGCAGGGCGGACCCAGCACAUGGCUGCACCGGGUGGUCGACUGGACGGUUGAGCGUUUGCAAGCCAACUUCGAAGCAGGUAACGAGAUCAGCGAGUUCGAUCGCGCGCCCUACAUCAACGUUCAUAACGGCAGCGGCGAGCAAGCAAGCUCCGAGCAUAUCGAGUGA
Molecule: messenger RNA, 720 nt
Organism: Penicillium cinerascens
Lineage: Eukaryota; Fungi; Ascomycota; Eurotiomycetes; Eurotiales; Aspergillaceae
Exons: 1
Coding region: 1-720 (239 amino acids)
Source: RefSeq, a predicted model, not a curated record